AUGAGUGGAGGAGCAGCGACCAUGCCCGCCGACGACGACGACGACGACGAUUCGACGGCAGUCGUACCCCCUCCUCCUUCUUCGACCUCGAACGAGAACGAAGCCGCUUCUUCACUCUCACUCGAUUCGCAACUCGCUUCCCUUCGAGCCGAAUUCAGUCAACGUCAACUCGUUGCCGAAGCUACGAUCCAUGAUCUCGAUAACGCUUUACGGCUUGCGCGAUCGGAGGUGGAUGGGUGCAAGGUCGAGGUGCACGAGGGACGCAAGAGGGAGGAACAGUUGCAACAGGAGGUGGGGCAGUUACGCAAGGCGAUGGAGGAGGGGAGGAAGAGGGAGGGGGAGGACGAGGGGAGGCAGGAAGGGAGGAGGAAGCAGGUCGAACAGGCGGAGACGGUCAGGCGGGAGUUGUUGCAGGCCGUCGAGAGGGAAGCGGCGGAGAAGAACGAGCUGGCCGGUCAGUCCUCGCCCGCGACGGAUUCCUUACCGUGCAGUAGCUGAUCGUUUUUCUUCUUUUCUUUGGCGCUAUCGUCGACAGAGUCCCUCGCUUCCCUUCGAGCGUUGCACACCUCGUUGCAAGCCUCCCAUUCCGAACUCGAAGCCGCUCUGCUCGAGCAAACGACCUCGGCCCGCUCCGCGCUGCUCAAGACCCAAUCCCUCCAAUCGACCGUCACCUCGCUCGAAUCCGACAAGGCGUUCCUUUCCGAAGAACUCGACCGGGUUCGAGUCGAAUACGCCACCACACGACGCACGACGCACGUGCAGAUCACGCGCUUGAACGACCAGCUCGCGACCCUGCAAGAGGACGAAGCCGCGUUGAGGAACGCGCAUACGACCUUGCAGGCCUCCCAUGCGACUUUGCAGGAACGCUACACGCAGUUGACCGCCGAGUUGAGUCAGGUCAAGCAGGAGCGAGAGGCGAAUGAGGGUUCGUUCGUGCUGGAGAUGGCCGGGAUGAAGCGCUUGGUCGAAAUGAUGGAUCGACGCGAGGCCGAGAGAAAGAAGAGGAUCGAACAUGUCGAGGCUUCGCUUCUGGAGGAACGUGCACGGUUGGCAGAGGAAGAGGCCGCGAGAGUGGAAGAGUUGGAGAGGGAACGCGAGAGGUGCGACGAGCUCGAGGCGAAGCUCGUCGAGAUGCGCGCCGCGUUGGAGAGGGGGAUCGUCACUUCCGCCGGCGGUGCGGGAGACGACAGCUUGGGAUCGCCCGGUCGGUUCGCGCUCAGUCCUUCGGCGCAGAUGGCCGUCUCGAACCAGAAGGGUGGACGCAGCUACGCGCAGAUCUACGCCGAGUACAUCCGCAUGGAGGAGCAGCUCGUCGCGGAACGGACCGAGAACAAGCGGUUGCAAGAGUGCUUGGCGCAGGUGUUGAUGGACAUUGAAGAAAGGGUACGUUGUCUCGAUCCUCCGGAACAAUCACAGGAAACUGACUCUCGAAGCACGUCGGAACGAAACGAGUAGGCACCGCUCAUGAAGGAACAACGCAUCGAAUACGAGCGCAUCUCCGAAGAGGCGACCCAACUCGCCGCUCAACUCGCGCUCGUCUCGUCCGAACGGGACCAGAGCGAUCGACGCGCGACGUCGACUCGUCUUGACCUCGAACACCUUAAACGGGAGAACACGAUGCUCCAGGCCCAACUGCGUGACUUGGGACGGCAGGUGCGCACCCUUGCUCGACAGAACGCCCUCGUCACUGGGGUCGUCUCGGGUGGUUCGGCCGACGACGACGACGAGGAAGAGAACGAGAUCAUCAAACGCGCCGAAGUCGACCUCUCCACCGAUGCGAUCGUCGCCGCUCACCUCGUCACUUUCAAGAGCAUCAACGAGUUGCAGGUACAGAACCAAAAGUUGUUGCGCAUCACGAGGGAGAUGGGCUCGCAGAUGGAACGCCUCGACGACGACGCGCUCGGCCGCCGCAAGUGGGAGGAGAACAAGGCCAUCGAGGAGGCGCACGAACUCGUUUUGGGUCUGAAGGAAGAAAUCGAGAACCAGCAGCGCCAAAUCGAAGGCUUUGCGAGGGAGCGCGACAUGUUCCGUCGGAUGCUCGCGAAUCAGACCAAUGGCCAUGGCGCGAUCGAUGGAGGAGCGACGAACGGUGCUGCUGCCGGUGGCGACUCGGAUCGAUUGUUGGCGGACGUGCAGGCCAACUUUGACGCGUACAAGAACGAGAUCGCCAUCGACUCGCAACGACUGCGCGACGACCUCAAGGACGCGCAACAAGCGGCUCAGACAACGCGCACCGAGCUGGCCAAGUCGAGGGCGCAGGCCGAGUACACCGCCGAGCGACUACGCCUCUUGACCGAGAACUACGGUACGCAGACGAAUGAGUUGGCGCAAGCUUCGAAGCGCGCUUUGGACCUACAGUCGACGUUGGCAAGACAGGAGGCCGUCGCGCACAACUUGUCCGAGGAGUUGAUCGAGUUGCGCGGUCAGGUCGAUCAGUUGCGCCACGAGAAUACGACCCUCAAGACCGAGCGCGAGGUCACGUCGAGUGUGCAGGCCCGCCUCGUCGAGGAGAACUCGGCGCUUUCGAAGGAACGUGCUCACCUCGCCGAGUUGAUGCGUAACCUCCAGUCGAUGCAGAACGAGGUCGAACGAUCCGGCAACGAUGCUCGUCGUCGUCUCGAGAAUCAAGUCACAAGACUCGAAUCGCAGGCCAGCGACCUCAAGACGCGCCUCGACACCGAAACCGAGGCGAGUCGUCAGCUCACGUUGAGGAAAGACUUCGAGUCCAAGCAGUACCAGGAACGGUUGGACAAGCUGCAAGGCGAGUAUGCGACGACGCGCGAGAAGCUCGUCGAGGCCGAGACGUCGAGGACCCACCUCGACUUGCGCGUGCAGGAUCUUCAGUUGCAGGUCACGGCUCGGGAGGAGAAGCUUGCCAUUUACGAAGGUCGAUCGGCCGCCGCUCGAGCGGGAGGAGAAGCUUCUUCACUCAGUGCAACCGAGCAGCUCGAGAUCACGCUCGCGGAUGUGCGCAUCGAGCUCGAGGAGACCAAGGCCAAGCUCGAACGUUCUGUCGUCCACGCGCGCGAAUUGCAAAAUAUCGCCGACGCUCAAGGUGGCGCUUUGGCCGAACUGCAGGCGACCUACGACGCAUACAAGAUCUCCGUCGAUACUCAGAUCGCCGAGAAGGACGGCGAGAUCGCCAGUCUGCGUGAGCGUCUGCACUCGUUGACGACCGACCUCACCGACCAAUCGAGGCAGAACUCGGAGUUGCACGCCCAGAUUGAGGCCGAGCGCGUCGCUUUCGAGAAGGAGCGCAAGGUGCUCGAGGACUCGCUCGCGGCCGUGCGAGCGCACGAGCAGGACGCACGCAACGCCAGUUUCCAAGCGCAGAACGAUGUGCGACAACAGGCGCAACGAGCGAAGGACGCCCACGAAAAGUACGAACGCGAACUUGUUGCCCAUGCCGAGGAUGUCAAGCAGUUGAGCGAGGUCAAGGGCAAGCUCGAGCACGCGCGACGGCAGACGAGGGAAGCGCAGACCGCGAACGAGGUCUCCAAGACGAACUUGGCGGCUUCCGAGGAGAGUUGGGCUCGACAGAAGGCGGCAUUGGAUGGCGAGUUGGCCGACGUCAAGAAGAGGUGUGUUCGCUCGUUGUGCUAUUUCGUUAUCCUCCGUCGAUCAUAUCUGAUAACCCCUGUCCUUGAUCCCGUAAACAGAUGCGAAGACCUCACAAGUCAGAAUGCUCUUCUCCAUCAACAUCUUGAAUCGACAACUGCGCAGGCCGCUUCGUUGCAAAAGUCGACGUUGACGGGUGCACCCGGUGCCGAUUCUGCCGCCGUCGAAGGACUCGAUGCUGCCGUCUCGACCGCAUCUCCUUCGGACGAGCUAUUCGGCGUCAUCACGUUCCUGCGCCGCGAGAAGGAGAUCGUCGACUUCCAACUCGAUCUCAGCAAGCAAGAAGCGACGCGCCUGCGCACCCAGCUUGACUUCACGACUCGCAACCUCGAAGAAGUGCGCCAAGCUUUGGCCGAGGAACGUCAGACCGGUCCGGUCGCAUCGGCUUCGACGACGCAACACGCCGAGUUAAUGGAGCGCAUCCACCAGUCCGAACUGUUGCGCGAGAGCAACCACACCUUGCGCGAGGAGCACCGCGCGAUGAUGCGCACCAACAAGACGCUCGAGAAGCGCAACGGCGAGAUGCGCGCCGAGCUCGAGCCGCUCAAGUCGCGCGUCGUGGAAUUGCAAGCCGAGGUCGAGGCCAAACAGCACACGAUCCGAUUGCUCGAGGAGGACAACGAGCGGUGGAAGGUGCGCAACCAGACCAUUCUGGCCAAGUACGAACGCAUCGACCCCGAGGAACUGUCGACGCUCAAAACCGAGGUUGAGCAACUCAAGGCUGAACUCGACCCGCUUAAGCAAAGGCUGCAGGAGCUCGAACAGGAGAAGGCAACUGUGCAGACCGACGCCGAGGAGAAAGCGCGCUUGAUCGAGGUGUACCGCGAAAGCUCGAAUCGGACUUCGGAACGAUUCAAGGCGCUUCAGGUCCAAGCUCGCACGACUCGCUCGGAGAAGAUGGCGCUCGAGACCGAACUCGCCGCUCUGAAGGCGAAGAUUGAGUCGGGCGAGUUGAUCACCGCCGCUUCGAACGCCGCGGCCGCCUCGACCGCGAGCGCCGCUUCCGCCGAGACGCAGAACCAACUCUCGGCACUUCAAGUCGAAAAGGCGUCGCUUGAAUCGCGUAUUCAACAACAGACCGAGACGAUCGCGACACUCGAGGCACGCAUCGCGACCCACGAGGCUCAACAGAAUGACGUCAGCAAACCCGCCGACGAUCGAUUGAAUGCGCUCGAGGCGGAGAAGAAGGCGUUGGAGGACCGCGUGGCUGUAUGUCCUCAUUAGCGUCUGCGUUUUCUAUUCCCGUGGCAUGCCUAAUUUUUUUGUUUCUCGACUUGUUACAACAGCACUAUCAAAAGAGGGAGGAGCCCAUCUUCAAUGACAACAAGCGCCUCAAGGGCGAGAACAGGCAGUACGAGGCGCAGCUUGCUGCUCUGCAGACGCGCAUCGACGAACUCGUCAAAGUCAAGGAGACUUUCGAAGCCAACAACCAGGAGGCGAUCACCAAGGCUGUCGAGGCACGUGUCGCGGCUGCUGGCACACAACCUGGCGAUCCUGCUGCCGUCGAGGAGCUCGUCCGAACCAGGGUUGCCGAGGUCGAGGCUCGACUUGCUGCGGAGCGAGAAUCGGCCAUCGCGGCCGCCGUCGAGACGACAACGGCCGAGCUGAACAAGACACUCGAUUCUCUUCGCACCGAGCUCGUUGCUGCCCGAGAGGGGGCGACUGCCGCCGCUCCCGCUGCUGGAACGACUGUGACCGCCUCCGACGAUGCCGAUGCGAAGAAACGGUUCGAGGAGCAGCUCGCCAAGGUGCAGAGUGACUUUGAAGCUUCCAAAACGGCGAUGCAGGCCGAGUUUGAGCAACUCAAGACCAAACUCGCCGAAGACGCCAAGACGCGCGAGCAGGAGAUCACGAAACGAUUUUCCGCUGAACUUGCGCAAGCCCAAGCCGAAGUGAAAGCCGCAACUGAAGCCGCUGCAACCACCUCGGUUGCACCUGCUCCCGCACCGGAGGUCGAUGUCGAUGCCCUUGUCGCUGCCAAGCUCAAGGACCUUGAAGCCGGUCGACUCGCUUCGCAACAGCAAGCGAUCGAAGCCGCUGUGAAGGAAGCGCUCGCUAAGCAAGCAACCGAGAACGAGGCACGGGUUGCGACGCAACUGCAGGAGACGCGCAACAACAUGCAGGAAGAGUUCACCAAAAAGGGCACACUAAUGACGGCGCUCAAGAAGGCGGUCGAAACCAAGCUCAAAGCCUCCGAUGUCAAGCUCAAGGCAGCGCACGAACUUCUCCAAGCGAACGGAAUCCCUCUGCCCGAUGCCACCGCCACUCCCGCUACAGCUACGCCUGCCCUUUCAUCGCCUGCACCUGCGCCCACACCUGCAGCUGCACCUUCGACAUCUACGCUUACUCUCAAGGCAACAUCACCAGCUCGAGGCGGCGCUGCCGCAGGACGUGGAGCGAUCCGAGGAGGCCGAGGCAGAGGACGAGGUGCAGCCGCUGCUGGCGCAUCGCCGAGUCGACCGGGAGCCGCCGCUACUUCGGAGACUCCUGCCAAUUUCUCGAUUCGUGGGAUUACAGGUACAGGUACGGCUGCGGCGCCAGCGACACCACCGUCUUCGACACCAGGCGGUGUUUUGGGACGAUUGAUGGGCGGCGCGCUCGGUGGGAAACGAGGGAGGGACGAUGAUGCUUCGGCGGAUGGGAAACGGCAGAAGCAAGGCGAAGGAGGAAGCGGUUGA
This is a messenger RNA of Microbotryum saponariae, 6296 nucleotides long. The record is from the annotation of a GenBank genome assembly. Lineage: Eukaryota; Fungi; Basidiomycota; Microbotryomycetes; Microbotryales; Microbotryaceae.